AUGCACUUCCACCAAACCCAAUCAAUCAGGGGUAUAAAAGUAAAUUCCUCCCUACAAAAGACAGUGACAAGAGUACACAAAGCACAGUAGCAAGUCCAACACAGUUAAAAACAGUAUCUGCAAAUCCCAUUCUUCCUUCCAUAUACAACAAACACCACCACCUUCUUCUUCUUCUUCUUCUUCCACUCUCUUCAUCCAUGGCCACUCCUCAUGCUCUUCUCCUUCUCUUCAUCUUCAUCAUCUUCAUCUCCACCUCCUCACCAUCCUCAGACCAAGACCUUCUUCUCACCUUCAAAACCUCCAUUAAUGGCUCCUUGCAAUCCCUCUCCAACUGGUCUCCAACCACUCCAACAUGCAACUUUACUGGUAUCUCCUGCUCCACUUCUUCACCUCCAUCCAUCACUUCACUGGAUCUCCAAAACCUUAAUCUCUCUGGCUCCAUCUCCUUCUCCUCCCUUUGCCAACUUCACCAUCUCUCCCAACUUAACCUUGCUCACAAUCUCUUCAACCAACCCAUCCCUCUCUCCAUCUCCCAAUGCACCUCAUUGACCUCCUUGAACUUCAGCAACAAUCUCCUCUGGGGUACACUCCCAGACCAGUUCACACAACUCACUUUCCUCACUGUCCUGGAUCUCAGCCAUAAUCAACUUGAAGGCCAGAUUCCUCUUGUUUUAGGGUCACUGCAGUCUCUCCAAGUUCUCAACUUGGGGAGCAAUUUGUUCUCUGGAUCUGUGCAUCCAUCCAUAUUUGCUAAUUUGACUCACUUGAUGCAUUUAGACUUGUCUAAAAAUCCCAGUUUGAGUUCAGAGUUACCUGUGGAGCUUGGGAAGUUGAGCAAAAUUAAGAGGAUUUUCAUGCAAGGAUGUGGGUUCUUUGCUGGGAUUCCUGAAUCCAUUCUGGUUCUGCAUGAACUUGAGGUUUUGGAUCUUUCCAGGAACAAUCUGACUGGAAGGAUUCCUUUAGGGUUUGGUUUAGGGCUUCCCAAGUUGUUGUCUUUGGAUUUGUCUCAGAACAGAAUGUAUGGUUCUUUUCCUGCUGAUGUUUGUUAUGGGAAAUCUCUUCAAGAGUUGAGUCUUCAUGCCAAUUCUUUCACUGGUUUUGUGCCUGAUUCAAUUGGGAAAUGCUCCAGUCUUGAGAGAAUCCAGAUACAGGACAAUGAGUUCUAUGGACAGUUUCCAUCUGGUUUGUGGUCAUUGCCUGAGAUAAGGAUUGUAAGAGCUGAAAACAAUCGGUUUUCGGGGGAGUUGCCGGAUUUUGUCAAAGUUCCAUCACUCUUGGAACAGAUUCAGAUUGAUAACAAUAGCUUCACUGGUAGAAUUCCCAAGGGAAUUGGGCAGAUCAACACUUUGUAUAGAUUCUCUGCUUCUUUUAAUGGUUUUCAUGGUGAUAUCCCGGAUAAUUUGUGUGAUUCGCCUGUCUUGAGUAUCAUCGAUUUGUCGCACAAUUCUCUUUCGGGCUCAAUUCCAGACCUUCGGAAAUGCAAGAAGUUGGUGUCUUUAUACUUGGCUGAUAAUAGCUUCACUGGGAGCAUCCCUUUAUCACUUGCUUAUUUACCGGUGCUGACUUACAUCGACCUUUCGAGCAAUAAUCUCAGUGGUGAGAUCCCACAAGAGCUUCAGAACUUGAAACUAGCAUUGUUCAAUGUCUCAUUUAACCAAUUAUCAGGCAGGGUUCCUUUUUCACUGGUAUCUGGUCUUCCAGCUUCAUUUCUGCAAGGAAAUCCGGGUUUAUGCGGACCUGGUUUACCUAAUCAGUGCGGCAAUACAACGAGUGCAAAGAGUUCACCAGGCAGUAGAUUGAUUUUUGCUGCAAUUGCGAUAAGCUUUGUAUUUGGAUUCAUGGUGCUGGCUCUAGGAUUAUUUGUCGUGUAUCGGUUGUCCUGCAAAAAAUCACAAACAGGUAACUGGAGGUCAAUCUUCUUUUACUCUUUAGGAAUCAGAGAAGAUGAGCUAUUAAUGAGCUUAGACGAGAAGAACAUUAUUGGCAGAGGGAUAUUUGGCGAUGUUUACAAAAUUAAGCUGCCUACCGGAGAAUGUAUUGCUGUGAAGAAGCUAUUGAACUCAAGCAAGUUACCUUUUAGAACAGCAAAGACUGAGAUCAGAAAAUUGGCGAAAACUAGGCAGCAAAACCUCGCCAAAUUGUUGGGCUUUUGCCACUCAGAGAGUGUAGUGCUUCUCAUCCAUGAAUACUUGUCUAAUGGCAGCUUAGGUGAUUCACUUUGUAGCUUGGAAUCUCCAUUAGACUGGAGGGUUCGGUUGCAAAUCGCUUUAAGUGCUGCUCGAGGAGUAGCUUACCUUCACAAAGACCAUUCACCGCGUCUACUCCACCGAAAUAUCAAAUCAAACAACAUUCUUCUCGACAUGGAUUUCGAACCGAAGAUUACAGGAUUUGCACUUGAUCAUGUCAUUGGAGAGAGCUCAUUUCAAUCAAUUUUGGCUUCUGAAUUAGAUUCCUGUUGUUACAUUGCACCAGAACAAAAGUGCAGCAAGAAAGCAACAGAGCAAAUGGAUGUCUACAGCUUUGGUGUCGUGCUACUAGAGCUCAUAACAGGGAAAAAAGCCGAGAUUCCUGACUCAAGGGAUUCUAUUGACAUCGUUACAUGGGUGAGACGGAAAAUAAACAUGACAAAUGCCGAACAUCAAAUACUGGACUCAAAUAUCUCCAACUCAUUUCAGCAAGAAAUGCUCAGUGUUCUAGAGCUAGCACUUUGCUGCAUUUCUGUGGUUCCCGACAAAAGACCAAGCAUGUUCGAGGUUGUUCAGUCUCUACAAUCAGUCUACACUGGUUUUCAAUCUCCGAAGUUCAAUUCAGGUGAAAGUUCCUUCUCAAUAGAGCACUGAAGUCUUUCACAUAGAAUGUUCUACUAUAGUUUCUGUUGUAUAUAUAUGUCUUUCUAUAUGAUAUACUCUAGAAUAUAGAGAAUUCAAACUAAUGAGCUACUUGCAGACUCAGAAUGAGAAGUUGGUAAUGAAAUGGUCUCUCUUUUGACAAUUAAUGUUUCUUUUGUUCA
Messenger RNA from Dioscorea cayenensis subsp. rotundata (Guinea yam), 3010 nucleotides. Its product is annotated as probably inactive leucine-rich repeat receptor-like protein kinase At5g06940. Gene Ontology annotation, cellular component: plasma membrane. The transcript is spliced from 2 exons. The coding region runs from base 198 to 2840 and encodes 880 amino acids. Gene Ontology annotation, biological process: hormone-mediated signaling pathway; protein phosphorylation. NCBI's taxonomy places the organism in Eukaryota, Viridiplantae, Streptophyta, Magnoliopsida, Dioscoreales, Dioscoreaceae. Gene Ontology annotation, molecular function: protein kinase activity; protein binding; ATP binding. The record is from RefSeq and is a predicted model, not a curated record.